Messenger RNA from Alnus glutinosa, 3778 nucleotides. RefSeq names its product LRR receptor-like serine/threonine-protein kinase RGI5. Gene Ontology annotation, molecular function: protein kinase activity; protein binding; ATP binding. Gene Ontology annotation, biological process: protein phosphorylation. Bases 297 to 3551 code for a protein of 1084 amino acids. Gene Ontology annotation, cellular component: plasma membrane. Lineage: Eukaryota; Viridiplantae; Streptophyta; Magnoliopsida; Fagales; Betulaceae. The record is from RefSeq and is a predicted model, not a curated record. The transcript is spliced from 3 exons.
UACGUCCCCUGUAACUCAAAGCUCAAGCCAACCACACCACCGCCGCCAACCCUGAAAUCAUUGAAGCAUAUCAUGCCGGCCGUUGGAGUUUGAGCAUAUAUAACAGCCACUACUGGCAGCACCGCCGGCGGCGGGCAUUUCCCGUGUGAAAUACAAGCGUCCUCACAUCGAUCACUAAGUUCCUUCACAUGGAUGCUGUCUCCUAGAGUGGACUUUCGCCAUCACCACUGCAAGAGCUAUUACUCCAACAACCCCAUUUCUGAACAGCUUUUUCAUAUAUCGCCAAGCCAUUUUUCAUGGCGCCCCAAAUGAAGAAGACCAGCCAUUUUGUUACAUUUUCCUUCUUCUUCUACCUAACCAUGACCAAAACAUUACUGGUUUCCUCUCUUUCAGCUGAUGGAAAUGCUCUCCUCUCCCUUCUCUCUACUACUGACCCUUCUUUCAAAGCAUCCUCCUCUGUUCUUUCUUCAUGGAACCCAUCAAGCCCAACACCAUGUUCAUGGCAAGGCAUCGCAUGCUCUCCACAAGACAGAGUCAUCUCUGUGUCUCUCCCCAACAUAUUCCUCAAUCUUUCCUCUCUACCCUCACAGCUCUCCUCCCUCUCAUCUCUACAACUCCUCAACCUCUCCUCCACCAAUGUCUCUGGCUCCAUACCUCCUUCCUUUGGCCAACUCACUCAUCUUCACCUCCUUGACCUCUCCUCCAAUUCCCUGUCAGGUUCUAUUCCUCCAGAACUCGGCAAUCUCUCUUCCCUCCAAUUCCUUUUCUUGAACUCCAACAGAUUAUCUGGUAGAAUACCUCAGCAUCUUGCUAACCUUACCUCACUGCAAGUUCUUUGCCUCCAAGACAAUCUUGUCAAUGGGUCAAUUCCAUCACAACUAGGCUCUUUGGUCGCCCUCCAGCAGUUUCGAGUAGGGGGGAAUCCAUAUCUAACCGGAGAUAUUCCUGCUCAAUUAGGACUACUCACCAAUCUCACUACAUUUGGUGCGGCGGCGACCGGCCUUUCCGGUGUCAUACCGGCUACAUUCGGUUACUUGAUCAAUCUCCAAACGUUGGCACUUUAUGACACUGAUGUGUCUGGUUCUAUACCGCCUGAAAUUGGGCUCUGUUCUGAGCUGAGCAACUUGUAUUUGCACAUGAACAAGCUCACUGGUUCAAUCCCUCCUCAAAUGGGAAAGUUGCAAAAGCUCACCAGUUUGCUUCUUUGGGACAAUGCACUUUCUGGGCCAAUCCCAGCUGAGCUUUCCAAUUGUUCAUCGCUCGUGGUUCUUGAUGCCUCUGCCAAUGGUCUUUCUGGUGAAAUCUCGGGUGACUUGGGGAAGCUACUGGCUCUUGAACAGCUUCAUCUGUCAGACAAUGUGCUGUCGGGAACAAUUCCAUGGCAGUUGAGCAAUUGCACAAGCCUCACUGCUAUUCAGCUUGAUAAGAAUCAGCUGUCGGGUACCAUUCCAUGGCAGGUUGGUAAAUUGGAAAGCUUACAGAGUUUUUUCUUGUGGGGAAAUUCUGUGUCUGGAACCAUACCAGCCUCGUUUGGGAACUGCACAGAACUCUAUGCGCUUGACCUUUCGAGAAACAAGCUUACAGGGUCUAUUCCGGAAGAGAUUUUCAGUUUGAAGAAGCUGAGCAAGCUUCUGCUUCUGGGGAACUCAUUAUCAGGAGGGUUGCCUCGAAGUGUUGCAAACUGUCAGUCUUUGGUGAGAUUGAGGCUUGGGGAGAACCAGCUUUCAGGUCAGAUUCCGAGGGAGAUUGGUCAACUGCAGAAUCUUGUCUUUCUUGACUUGUACAUGAACCAUUUCUCUGGCGGACUUCCAUUUGAGAUUGCCAACAUCACUGUUCUUGAGCUGUUGGAUGUGCACAAUAACUACAUUACUGGGGAAAUCCCGUUUCAGCUUGGUGAGCUUGUGAAUUUAGAGCAGCUUGAUCUCAGCAGGAACAGCUUCACGGGCGAAAUUCCUUGGAGCUUUGGGAACUUCAGUUACUUGAACAAGCUCAUUCUCAACAAUAAUCUACUGACCGGUUCAAUCCCGAAAUCCGUAAGGAAUCUGCAGAAACUAACUCUGCUUGAUUUGAGCUACAACAGCCUCUCUGGUGCAAUUCCACCUGAAAUCGGUUAUGUGAAAAGCUUGACUAUCAGUUUUGACUUGAGCUUCAAUGGGUUCACAGGGAAAAUCCCUGAGACAAUGGCCAGUUUGACACUGUUACAAUCCCUCGAUCUUUCCCAUAAUACGCUUUAUGGGUCAAUAAAAGUUUUGGGUUCCUUAACUAGUCUAACCUCCCUUAACAUUUCUUACAACAAUUUCUCUGGACCAAUUCCGGUGACACCAUUCUUUAGAACUGUGUCUUUGAAUUCAUACCUUCAUAACCCAAAUCUUUGUGAGUCCCUUGACGGGUCUACGUGUUCUUCGAGUUCAAUUCGGAGAAAUGGAUUAACAUCUUCCAAAACUGUAGCUUUGAUUUCAGUUAUUCUCGCUUCACUAACCAUUCUAGUUCUUGCAUCAUGGAUUGUACUAAUGCGUAAUCACGAGUAUGUGGUGGAGAAAUCUUCAGGAACAUCACCAACUUCAUCAGGGGCUGAAGAUUUCUCUUAUCCAUGGACUUUCAUCCCAUUUCAAAAGCUCAACUUCAGGAUUGAAAACAUCCUGGAUUGCUUGAAAGAUGAAAACAUUAUUGGGAAAGGCUGGUCUGGGGUUGUUUAUCAGGCAGAAAUGCCCAAUGGACAGUUGAUUGCAGUGAAAAAGCUGUGGAAAACAAAACGAGAAGAAGAACCAGUGGACUCUUUUGCAGCAGAGAUUCAAAUUCUUGGACACAUUCGGCAUAGGAACAUUGUGAAGCUGCUUGGUUACUGUUCCAAUAGAAGUGUCAAGCUACUUCUCUACAACUACAUUUCAAACGGUAACCUGCAACAGCUGUUGCUGGGGAAUAGGAACUUGGAUUGGGAAACAAGGUACAAGAUUGCAGUUGGGUCAGCUCAGGGUCUUGCUUAUCUUCAUCAUGAUUGUGUGCCACCAAUUCUUCACAGAGAUGUUAAGUGCAAUAACAUACUUUUAGAUUCCAAGUUUGAGGCUUAUCUGGCAGAUUUUGGUCUUGCCAAGUUGAUGAACUCUCCAAAUUAUAACCAUGCAAUGUCAAGAGUAGCUGGAUCUUAUGGUUAUAUUGCCCCAGAAUAUGGAUACACCAUGAACAUAACAGAGAAGAGCGAUGUCUACAGCUAUGGAGUGGUGCUGCUGGAAAUUUUAAGUGGGCGUAGCGCGAUUCAGCCCCAAGCGGGUGAUGGGCUCCAUAUUGUUGAGUGGGUGAAAAAGAAGAUGGGAAGCUUUGAGCCGGCCAUAUCGAUACUAGAUGCAAAGCUCCAAGGCUUACCUGAUCAAAUUGUGCAAGAGAUGCUUCAAACACUUGGAAUUGCUAUGUUUUGUGUGAACUCUUCACCAGUAGAACGGCCAACCAUGAAGGAAGUGGUGGCAUUAUUGAUGGAAGUGAAGAGCCCACCUGAAGAAUGGGGGAAGACUUCUCAGCCUCUAAUAAAGCAGUCCUCAAAUCAAACUCAAAGUUGAUUUUUUUUUUUUUUUUUUUUCGAUUUCCCUUUUUGUUGUUCUUUUCCUUCCAAGGGUAUCAAUGAUUGGAUUUCUUUCCUAUCCCAAGAUAAGAAGAAAUGCGUGUGGUUAUUGUGGGAAAUGCGGAGGAAGCUUAGGGUAGUAGCAUAUUUGAGUUUGGAUGGUGGUCUUGGGCUUGUACAGUUCUAAAAAACAUGAAUGUGGUUGAUUUUGCUUCAUUUCACUCA